AUGAAAAUAUUUGAAAGAAAAAAAGAACCUGAAGAGUCUGAGACAGUAAAAAUCAUAAAUUUUGGAUCUAAGAAUAAAUGUUAUAGUUAAAUAUAAUGGUUACAAAAUAUCCCAGAAAAUUAGCAUUAAUUGAUAAAUCAGUUAUAUCUUUUCUUAAAUUAAAAUUAUAUAGGUGGAUUAGAAGAAGAGCUAGGAAAAGAUUUGCUAUAAGUAUUUAACUUAAGAGUUUUACAUAUUAGAUUAGGAAAUACUUAAAUGAAAGAUAAAGGAUUAACUAUAUUAGCUUCGUAUAUUGCUAAUCUUACAAAACUUAAAAGUUUAUCUGUCUCAAUAUGGGGGAAUUAAAUAGGACAAAUUGGUAUUUCUAAGUUUGCUGAAUAAAUAGCAAAAUUAGUUUCACUUAACCAAAUCGAGAUAUUUCUAGGUAAUAACUAGUUAUAAGAUGAAGGAUUGAUUAAGUUAAGUGAAAAAAUAGUUUUACUCGAAAAUCUAACUAUACUAUAAUUAUCACUUUGGGAUAAUUAAAUAAAUGAUCAAGGACUCAUAAACCUUAGUUUAAACUUAUAAAAUAUGAAAUAAUUAUAAAGACUCUACUUGGACAUUAGUUCAAACUCUAUUACUGUAAUUGGCAUUUAGAAGCUAGGAUAAACAAUUUAAAGCUUGAAGAAUCUUUAUUUUUUGGAGUUGAUAGCAUAUGAAAAUAAGUUGACAUUAGAUGGGAAUUAGCAAAUACUAAUGUUGCUGAGGAAUGCUUCAAGUUUAAAAUUUUUAUCUCUCAAUUUAGAUAAUAGAUUCGAAAUUAACUCAGUAAACACAAAGCUUUAUUCAAGUUUAAAAAAAGCUUUGAGAUUAAUUUAUUUAAAAAUUGAAGAAAUUAACAAUUUUUGA
Molecule: messenger RNA, 888 nt
Organism: Tetrahymena thermophila SB210
Lineage: Eukaryota; Ciliophora; Oligohymenophorea; Hymenostomatida; Tetrahymenidae
Exons: 11
Molecular function (GO): protein binding
Source: RefSeq, a predicted model, not a curated record